GAGGACAUCGAGUUGAGGUUAAUAGUGAGGCUGGCUCCUUAUCUCUGAGGCUGUGACUUCACACCAGCUGCUACUAGCAUAACACACAUGAAUGUCUGAACCAUAGACCGCACAUAAAGAUGGACGACGUGUCUCCACUUCCUCUCACUGUUUGGAAUUGAAUACAAAAAGAUCUCGGAUACGAUAAGAGGCAGGGUUUAUGACCUAUUCUGCGGCCAACCACCAGGUGGCAAUCAAGAUGCUUUGGCUUCACUUUGGGGAAUCUUUUUACGUACAGUCGAUGAUUUGAACAAAUUGGUGUGGGAUAAGGGUGAAGGUGGUGUUCAAAUUGCAUAAUGGUUAAUGUAGGCACCAGUUUUUCACACUGUGGAAGAAAGUGUAAAUGAAAAAGAUUUUCUGCUGCCUCAAUUUUCAUCAACUAACUGACACCAGUGGCACCAGUUAUGGGAGCCCGACGGGCUUGGUUCCCAUGGGUUCACUGCCAGGGCGGUGAAUCCCCUGGUCCAGACCAUGACAGGGAGAAGAGCUAUGCUGAGCUGUUUGAUCAGCUGGACCUCAACAAAGAUGGACGCAUCGACAUCGUUGAACUGCGGACAGGACUGGCAGGCCGAGGGCUUUCCAGAGGCUCCUUUGAUAGGAUUGUCCAGACUGGGGACACUAACCAUGACGGAGUACUGGACUUUGAGGAGUUCACACAGUAUCUCCGCACCCAUGAAAAACAGCUCAAACUCAUGUUUAGCAGACUGGACAGGAAUAAUGAUGGUCAGGUUGAUGCAGCGGAGAUCCAGCACUGUCUACGCACCAUUGGUGUGGACAUCAGUCACGAGGAAGCCACCAGGAUUCUACUACGUAUUGACAAGGAUGGUACCAUGACAAUUGACUGGAAUGAGUGGCGUGACUACUUCCUGUUUAAGCCCAUCACUAAUAUGGAGGACGUGGCACGCUACUGGAAACGCUCGAUGAUGUUGGAUAUAGGUGAGCAGCUCACAGUCCCAGAUGAAUUUUCAGAAGAGGAGAAGAAGUCGGGGUAUGUGUGGCGGCAGCUGAUGGCCGGAGCCAUGGCUGGAUCUGUAUCACGAACUGGAACCGCCCCCUUGGACCGUCUCAAAGUCUUUCGACAGGUUCAUGGUUCCUUCAUGUUCAGCGGCAACGUGCUGAACAGUUUUCAGUUCAUGGUGAAAGAAGGAGGACUGCGGUCGUUGUGGAGAGGCAACGGAAUCAAUGUUCUUAAAAUUGCCCCAGAGACUGCAAUCAAGUUCACAGCCUAUGAGCAGAUCAAGAAUGUGAUGCGUGGCAGCAAUGAAACAAGAACUCUGAGGGUUCAUGAGAGGUUUGUUGCUGGCUCUCUUGCAGGAGCUACAGCACAGACGGCCAUCUAUCCAAUGGAGGUGCUGAAAACUCGGCUCACACUGAGAAACACAGGCCAGUUCUCAGGAAUCGCAGACUGUGCCAAACACAUCUUACAGAAGGAAGGUGUCACGGCCUUCUACAAGGGUUACAUACCCAACCUGCUGAGUAUUGUUCCCUACGCUGGUAUUGACCUGGCUGUCUAUGAGACUCUGAAGUUUGCCUGGCUGAACAGGAACAGAGGUCUGGCCGACCCAGGGGUCAUGGUGCUGGUCGGCUGCGGUGCUGUCUCCAGCACCUGUGGACAGCUAGCAAGUUACCCACUGGUACUGAUCCGCACCCGAAUGCAGGCACAGGCUUUAGAGAAGGGAACCCCGAAACCCUCCAUGUUGGCCUUGCUUCACAACAUUGUUACUCAGGAGGGCUUCGUCGGACUUUAUAGAGGAAUUUCCCCCAACCUGCUGAAGGUCGUUCCUGCUGUCAGUGUGUCCUACGUUGUCUACGAAUACACGAGGAUCAUCCUGGGAGUGGACAUCGAGGGUAGGAGGGCAGGGAAGGGGAAAGGGUAGAAAAGGAUGGAUGACUUGUGCUUGGGUUUUAUCGAUGUGCACGUACAGACGUGUUGGCAGUGCAUGAGGAAAUGGGCCUCGACGGGGAUGAAAGUUUUGACUUUUCAGGUUGAAAAUCACAGGAGGGAAAACAAACCAUGGAACGGAUGGACCACAUCACACCUGAAGUGGCAGCUGCUGUGAAGAAGUGUGAUUUACGGCAUUACAGUGCAUGUCAGCAGUUGAGUGAAAGCUAACCUACUAGCCUCCUGCUACUGCAUUAACUUGGACAGAUGGAAACUUGCAUGAACCUGCUUGAGAACAAACAGGAGCCAUGCCAGAAGCCAUGUUACAAUCCUGCGGCAUUAUUUUCUCUCCUAGGUGAUAUGUAGAGACGCUAAAGGACUGGUGGGAGGAUUGAUCCAAUUUCCUGUUCUGCAAGUGGAAGUCUCUGAAGUCUGGUGAAGUUUGAGCCAGCACUUUGAUUGGCAUGUCUUAAACAAAUGUUACAAAUACUAAAGUACAACACAACAGGGCUUAAUGUAAAAUGUUAUAUGAUUGAUCCCUUUGCAAAAUGGUGUGUUUGUUUUGUUAUGUUUGAAAAACAAAUUAAGGUCCAGUGCCAUAUAGUAUUUUUAUAAACUGUAUGUUCACAUAGUGCAGUUUUAACAUUAUAAUGGAGAGAACAACCUGUAUAAUAGAAUAACAAGAAAUUACUUUUAAUGACAAAGAACGGUUUGGAACUGUCAGUAUUUAUUAUGGAAGGUGCAAAUAAAUGCAUGCAUGGUGCUCCUUUUUUUUUUAAUGCAA
Messenger RNA from Hippoglossus stenolepis (Pacific halibut), 2705 nucleotides. RefSeq names its product solute carrier family 25 member 23a (gene slc25a23a). Gene Ontology annotation, biological process: transmembrane transport. Lineage: Eukaryota; Metazoa; Chordata; Actinopteri; Pleuronectiformes; Pleuronectidae. Bases 444 to 1916 code for a protein of 490 amino acids. The record is from RefSeq and is a predicted model, not a curated record. Gene Ontology annotation, molecular function: ATP transmembrane transporter activity; calcium ion binding. The transcript is spliced from 11 exons.